Pecten maximus is the source of this 7618-nucleotide messenger RNA. Its product is annotated as Ig-like and fibronectin type-III domain-containing protein 2. The coding region runs from base 145 to 5454 and encodes 1769 amino acids. The transcript has 41 exons. Gene Ontology annotation, molecular function: protein binding. The record is from RefSeq and is a predicted model, not a curated record. NCBI's taxonomy places the organism in Eukaryota, Metazoa, Mollusca, Bivalvia, Pectinida, Pectinidae.
UGGAAGCAAUCAGGUUAAUUCCAGGUCAUGAGAUGUAAACAGGCACAGUCUGCAAAUCCAGAAAUUCCCAGAAAAUGAAACUAACAUUGUGAAGGUGUUUUCAUCUCGCAGUUCAAGAAGCAUAUACCUUGUAAAGACAGAAAAAUGGAAUUUAUGACAGUAAUUUUACUGGCGUUUAUUUGUACCUUUGAUCUUGUGGUGAGCCAGCCAGUGAUAGAUCUCACCAGUCCCCUACAACACCAUGCCAACGUGGGAAGCACAAUUCGUAUGGAAUGUAAAGUUAAGAAUGUCGGCUCAUCAACGGUGACUUGGAAGUUUCUGAAACAUGAUGUCCUAAUCUCUUCUGGUUAUGAAGUUUUCCCUGAACAGGGCGUUGAGGCACGCUUCAGUAUCCAGCAUCCAGCAGAUUCUGGCCAGUAUAGUUUCUAUACACUGGUGAUAACCGGCCUUCAGGAAGAGGACCAGGGACAUUAUAAGUGUGCCGUUACAGGAACUGAUGUCUCAUCUGUCCACUCCCUCAAUAUCACAGAGGCACCACCACCCCCGACUGUGCCAGAUGUGAGCCAGAACUUCAACUUUACAGACUGUUGUGUGGCUGAGAAAGUAUCCAGUUCCUGUAUGCCUGCUUGUAACCCAUACUCUGUUGAUAUUAGUUUUGAUGCUUCUACUGCGUGUGAUACAGAUCUAUUGAAAAUCCUCAAGUGUGCCUCAGAGGGUAAGAACCAUGCUGGUUGCUGCAAAAGAAGACUGGUACCUAACAAGUGCUUAGAUUUGUGCCUUGGAAAAGUCCCACCUAAUAUUGAUGACUCUUACCUCUCGUGUCUCAGCCAUGUCAUGGACAUUUUUGCAUGUGUGGAGCAAGGCAGAGACCUUUUGCCGAGCCCUCCAGUUUCUGUGUCAGCAGUGGCCACCUCACAAUUCGACUCCAUACUCGUUACAUGGCAGAAACCAUUAGAAAACGGCGAUAUAGUCACGUUCUAUAGAAUCCAUUACAAAGUCAGCGGAAGUAAUACUGAAUAUUAUAGUACACCACUGAUCGACAAACAUGACACACUGUUCUCUGUAUCAAACCUGCUGAAGAACACCGAAUAUGUGAUGUAUGUGAAUGCCAUCACUGACCAUGGGUCGAGUCAGCCUUCGGAAUUUGUCUACGCGACCACUAGGGAUGCGACAUCAGCUCUGACUAAGAAUGAAACAAUAUAUGAGUGCUGUGGCAGGCGUGCUGUACACCCUGAGUGUCAGAAGUUACUGUGUAAAGCUGACGUGAUGAGCCAGCUGAAUCCUGAAGUAGUUAUGGGCAACUGUAGUGACGACUUCAACAACAUACUGGCAUGUUAUGCAGGUGAACGGGACCAGUCAGCCUGCUGUGGAAGAAUGCAUGUACCAGAACAUUGCUUCAGCUUCUGUGGGGGAAGUGAUAUUGUCUUCUCCUGGAAUAUCACUCAGUGUAUUAUGAGGAUGGCAGUUAUAGAUGGCUGUAUCGAGGAGGGCAGAGAUAUUAUCCCAAGAGCCCCCACGCAAUUCAAACUUGUCAAGUUGGAGUGGAACACUGCUGAAUUUUCCUGGGAAAAGGCUGGCACUGCUGUUACGACCUCAUACGAUCUCUUCUAUCGGCCGAUAUUCCCACCAGGCGGGACAUAUCAGAAGCUGAUUAUAUCGGGUAAUACUGAGGUAGUGGUUAGUGGCCUGCAGGGUCUGACACAGUAUGAGGCAUUUGUGGUGGCCAAGAAUGCCAACUACACAAGUCUGCCAACAUCGCCUAUAGGAUUUCUUACCUAUGCCAAGCCUGUCUCUCCACCAGUACCAACACCAUCGACCACACCAGAUCUCUUCUAUAAUUUCACUGCUUGUUGUGCAGCUAAAAAAAUGCCAGCCAAGUGUUUACCACUUUGUGACUAUGAACACUAUAAAGGGACCAUCAAUUUUGCGCUUGCUCUAGAAUGUGGCGAUUACAUCCUCCCACUUCUCAUCUGUGGCUCAGAUGGACGUAACCAUGAAAGUUGUUGUAAGACAAGGGGCGUCCUGGACAAGUGUAUUCCUCUGUGUAGUGUGACCAGUUACGACAACGUACCUAACGAAAUCCACCAGAAUCCGAUCAUGUGUGCAGGAUACACCCUACCCAUAGCACAAUGCUACACAGAAGGGAAUAGGUCUGUAACAUUGUCCCUCCCUAUGGCCCCAGAGAGUGUAAAGGUGAUGUUGGUCACAGCCCACUCAAUCCAGCUGAGCUGGGAUCCUCCCAGACGAGGCCCAAAUCCACAGAACUACACCGUCCUCUAUCAGAUGGAAAUGUCUGAAACAUGGAAAAUGCAAACUGCAACUAAAGUACCAUUCAAUCUAGUUGGGCUGAAGGAUGAGACUCGUUACAGUAUCAAAGUUGUCUCUGUCAAUGAGAACGGCACUAGUGUCCCCUCCUAUGUCGUCAUACAGGCGACCUUACCAUACUAUGGUAAUAAAACGUGUAAAUAUGUUCGAUUCCCCAACAAGACGAUGACAUAUGAGACUGCAGUGCCUAGGAUGGCUAGUAGUACUGAUACCAGAGAGGAGUGCGAGUCUGCCUGUAAUCGGACAGAUACAAGAGCUGCAUGUGUGGGCUACACCUAUGAUAAUACUGGCAGUGGGGAAUGUGAGAUAUUCUUGACCAACGAUGGUGCCAAACUCGAGGAGAAAACAGGCACAGAUUUGUACAGGAAAGAAUGUGGCAUUGUUGGCCCAUCCAGUAACAACACUGUGAAUGAGACUGUUACCUGGGCCAACAGAACACACUGCUGCCAGGACUCCGGUAUCAGUGACGAGUGCCAGGCGGUCUGUAUGAUGGAGGCUCCUGUCAUGUCCCCUCUUGUUUGUGAAAUGGACUUCAACAAAGUGUUGGCUUGUGUGGCAGAUGGACGUGACCACACAAGAUGCUGCAGAGCUAAUGGCGUACCAACUCCAUGCCUGGGCUACUGUCAGGGGCAAGCACUCCCACAGGACGCUGUCGGGGCCCUGUGUCUUAGCUACGUCGACUACAUUGUCACUUGUUUCAGCCAAGACUGCUGCCAGGACUCCGGUAUCAGUGACGAAUGCCAGGCGGUCUGUAUGAUGGAGGCUCCUGUCAUGUCCCCUCUUGUUUGUGAAAUGGACUUCAACAAAGUGUUGGCUUGUGUGGCAGAUGGACGUGACCACACGAGAUGCUGCAGAGCUAAUGGCGUACCAACUCCAUGCCUGGGCUACUGUCAGGGGCAAGCACUCCCACAGGACGCUGUCGGGGCCCUGUGUCUUAGCUACGUCGACUACAUUGUCACUUGUUUCAGCCAAGGACUGAUGAACCUACCAAGUCCUCCCCAACAGUUCAAGGUCAUUGAAAAACAUGCCCGGUAUAUAUUGGUGUCCUGGAGUACCCCAAAGGAAAAUUGUCCUGAUACAGAUUGUUUUUAUGUUCUCCAACACAUAAAUCAAGGAGGCACUGCAGUCAAGAUGAGAGUGACAGAAACGCUUGUCAACAUUACCAACCUCGCUCCAGAAACACAGUACACUAUCAGUGUAACGGCUUACAACAAAAACGGCAGUAGUCUGCCGGCACCUCAGAUUACCAUAACAACAUUUCCAUCUGGUUUUAUGGAUGUCAGUGUCUAUCAGAGUCCUCAGGGAGUGGUGUCUAAGGGCCAGUCUGUAAAACUGAUCUGUGAUGCCUAUGGCAGUCCGACUCCCACCUCUGUCUACUGGAUACUGAACAACCAGAGGAUCCAGAAUUCUCGCACCAUCACUGUCACUGCCAGCACGGAUUCAGAGGGCUUAUACAAGUGUACAGCAUCCGUUCCAAAUUUGGCCACUUCAACAAAGAGUUUGAACCUGAAUGUCAGGUACUCGCCUACCAUGUCCCAGAUAAAGGGAGCCAAAGUGCCAAAUGUGGACAUGGGGUAUAGUGCCACCCUUCAGUGCAGUUUUAGAGGUUUCCCCACCACCGUUAAUUGGUAUCAGGAUGAUAAAGAACUAACUUAUAGCUACAGACGUUCCUUUUACCAGCAUCCAGAUUUAGAGUCACAUGAGUUACGAGCUGAAUUGCACAUUUUGCUUGUGCGUGAUGCUGACUUGGGGAAGUACACCUGUGAGGGUUCUAAUCAAUUUGGAGCCCACAACGGAACUGUCCAAUUAAAAAAGGAGUACAGUGUUACAACCCCUCCUCCGACCAUCACACCUACUCCCGCUGUGAAUGUGUCAGAUUUUACAUUAAGUUUUUAUCAGGCAAUUGAUCUUAGGGCUAUUCCAUUUGCUGUAAGAACAGGAAACAUAACUGGGGACUGCAUGGACCUGUGUAGCUAUAGAGUGGACCUGUCCUUAGUGGUACAGGACCCUGUCAAGUACACACCCUGUAUAGCCUUCUUUGAGGACUAUGUGACAUGUGCCACAGAUGGUAAGGACCAUACCCAGUGCUGUAAGAAGAAUGGUGUGUCGACAUUCUGCCAGGACUUCUGUGGCAAUGUCGUUCCAGAUAUAGAUGAUCCCAGAAUCUACGAAUGUGUUGAUCAGGUUGAACCUAUCUUAAACUGUGUUGAAGAAGGUCUAGAGAAGAUACCCUCUCAACCAUUGAAUGUGGUGGCUCUACUGAAGGGUCAGAUUAUUGAGGUUAACUGGGACCCACCUGCUGAUAAAAAUACUAUUGAUCUCUACCAGGUGUGGUACAGAUACAAUGGCAACAUGGUCAAACAUGUAUCUGUGACCAACACUACUCACACCUGGUCACUAAAAUAUCCGGAGAUCACAGCGUACAGAUUCUGGGUCAUUGCCAAGAACAAGGCUGGUCAGAGUCUGCCAGGAUAUGCCAGGAAUCUCACCAUAAGAGGUAUUCCGCCAUCCGAGCCACUAACUGUGAAAGGAACUUUGAAGGACUACAAUGAUAUCAUGUUGACAUGGAUGCCACCACUCAAAGGGCCAGCAGAAAGUUAUACAGUCUACUAUAGCACAAAGGGAGCUUCUAAUAUGCAAACCACAACUGAAAUCAAAUUGAUACUGACGGAUCUUAACUAUGCUACCCUAUACAGCAUCCAAGUGUCGGCAAACAAUGGAUUUGGGAGAGGAAGCAACUCAACUAAAAUUCUAGUUCUAACUAAGAAUGCACCUAAGGUUACUACUGCUGGACAGAAAGGAGGGCCCAAUGCUGGCGUAGUGGUCGGUGUGAUCAUUGUCAUCUUGGUGGUUGUAGCAGCAGCAGUGCUGGGCUUCCUAUUUAUCAGGAAACGAGGAGGAUUAAAAAGUUUCUCUCGACCAGAUUCUGUGGCAUUUGAGAACCCACAGUAUGGUGUGCCGGGUGGCAGUGGACAGGUACAGAUAUCUGGAUUGCCUGAACGCAGCCCUGAUAUUGGAGAGCAGACAAACUUUGACUACUGUCCCCUGAAAGAGGAUUCGGAUAUAGACCCGUACAGCACUGCUGCCACCCUGAAUGUUGACCAAGUAGGACUAACCAUGAACCACUAGAACAGCCAGAGAAAUCCUAAGGGAGACAACUACUGGACACAAGAAACUCAUCGUCAUAUAUUUUAGAUGUCUAACAAGAACAAUGUAUUUAUCCCAAUCAGAAAAUAUUUAUACUUGGGAAAAUUGUUUCCACUUGCACAAAAUCAGAAGAAAUAAUUACAACAUUUUAAAGGGAAGAAAUGGUGCAUCUGUUAUUGUUUUGGAUUUAUAAUAAACAGUAAUAAUAGUAUUAACUAUAUAAACAAUAAUACAGUAUUAAGGAUAUAGACUGUUUUAUAAAUGUCAUGCUGACAUUACACAGUAAACUGGAAUAGUAAUAAGAACAAACUGUUGUAUAUAUACUAAUUUAGUUUCUUAAUCAAUGUAUAUCAAAACUCUCUAUAAUACUAACAUUUUGGUGUUUUAAAGAAAUAUCAAUCCGUUGAUAAAUUAAAAAUGGAAAAGGAAAUACAAUAUGUAUUCAUAUCUGUUUGGUACAAGCAAAUAAAAUGUCGAGAACAUGAUAUAUAUCUCAGGACGGAAAUGUACAAGAGCAUUAUAUUUUAACAAAUUUACAUUAAUAACUGGUGAAAUAAAAUCAGAAGUCUUGAAAAAGGUUUUGUAAAUGGAAUGGGAAAUUAAAUCUGAGACAUCAUAUAGAAGUUUUUUUCCCUAUACAUCUGUAUAUGUUGUAUUAACCUGUAUGCAAUAGUUAAGCCUACCCAUCUCAGCAUGACUUGAGUCAUAAUCACCAAGAGCACCAAUUUACCUGUCUCUACCACUACAUUUGUUUUCUGUUUUUUUUUGGUGAUUUUUAUGGAAAUAUUUGACUGUUGUUUUUAACUUACACAAUAUGACUGCAAAGAAUUUAAAUACAGUCUCUGAUCACAAAUUUUUUAUUUUAUUACAAGAGGUGAUAGGCAGUUAUACAGGUUUCUUAACUAUUAGAUGUAAUGUGAAAUAUGAUAUUAUUGUCUAGUCUCUUCAUACAGGUUCAUUUAAUUACACUCACUUACAGUGUUCUGUGAUAUUGUCUUUUAGUAGAGAACUCUGUGGUAUCGUUCAAAGUGGAAAUUACUGAGUUAUUAUGACCUGAUAAAGUUAGGUGGGUAGUGGGGUAUAUCAGGAUAUCCGUCCAUGUACUGUAUUCAUCCUGUAGUAAGCCCUGGUAGAUAGUACAGAAAAAUGAUUAAGUUCUGAUCAGCAGUAUAAAUAGGUGGGCUUAUUAUCAGGCAUGGGCUUAUUGAAGCAUAAAUAUGGUAACUAACUGUGGACAGAGGUUUAUCUAUAAUAUGCAAUACUGCUUGCCUUCUCAAAUAUUUUAUGACACAUUGUUAACAUUACUAGAACUUCAGUUCAAAUCUGUUCGUGCAAUCUAUGUUGUGAUUUGGAGGAUUUCCUUGGGAGUUAUGUCCCUUCCCUGAUAUUCUUUUGUAAAGUCUGAAAUACCCCUACUUGACUUGAUCGAUAUAAAUAUGUAUGAAACUUUGUAUAAUGAUCAGUAGCCAAGGUAGUCAUGCCCAUAUGAGUUAUUGAUAUCAAUGUGUUGUAGUUUGAUAGAAGUUAAAGCCCUUCUCUUUUAUUCAUUUUUCUGAUACAGAUUUUGUCCAAAGUUAGUCUAAGGCUUACUCUCCUUAUUACCUGGUAAUGUAAAGUUACUUAGGCAUGCAAUUUUGAAAGAAAUCUCAAAUUUUACAAAUAUUGCUCAUAAUCUGCAUUUCUUAUUUUUGGUUUUGAGAGGUACAUUUUGGUGUAUUUUUUAUUCAUAAUUAAUUCCUUACUCUAAAACAUGUGUUUUCUGUAUAAAAUACACAACACAAGAAAUAAGGAAAAUGACAUUAUGGGUUUGUUGUUAUGAAGUGCUGGUUUCUGAGAUUUAUUGGUGCAGUACAAGUUUUUGUUGGGUAUUUCUGUGUUGUUUCUUUACAAGUAUACAUAGAAAGCAAUAAAUGUUCCAGUAGGUUUGAUAUUGUUUAUGUAGGACUUAUAGAAAUUUUCUUUUCUUCUUUGUAACUAUGUAUGUUCUGGUCUAUUCUCAGGAAGCCUUUUUUUAAUACCUGUGUGUGCAUUUAACAAAAUUGUUAGUCUUAUAUAUAUUGUAUAUAAAUAAAAACAUCUUUUAUUUUCAUUCAUUUACUCAGUAUGUUGUACAUUUGUAUAUCAAUGUGUUUGGUGAAAGAUGGAA